AUGCCUGAAAACGCUCCCGCUGCCGGGAAACUAUGGGGUGGCCGAUUCACUGGCGGCACGGAUCCUAUAAUGGUUCAGUACAACGAGUCCAUUUACUUCGACCGGGCCUUCUACUCUCAAGACAUUCGUGGCAGUGUGGCGUAUGCCAGAGCAAACAAGAACGGUGGUUUGCUCACCGACCACGAAUUCGCUGAGAUCGAGCGAGGUUUCCAACUGGUCCUGAAGGAAUGGGAGCAGGGCAAAUUCGAGAUUCAACCAGGCAUUGACGAAGACAUUCACACUGCCAACGAGAGACGACUUGGCGAGAUCAUUGGCAAAGAUAUCGCCGGCAAACUUCACACUGGACGCAGCCGCAACGACCAGGUCGCUACUGAUAUGCGUCUCUGGCUGCGAGACCAGCUCGACACACUCGAAGAAUACCUUGUGGCCUUCCUCAAAGUGAUUGCUGCUCGUGCCGAAAAGGACAUUGAGCAUGUCAUGCCCGGCUACACCCAUCUCCAACGCGCUCAGCCAAUUCGCUGGAGCCAUUGGAUGCUCAUGUACGGCUCUUUCUUUGCCUCUGAUCUGCAGAGGCUUCGUGAGGUCAAGGCGCGUGUCAAUAGAAGUCCACUAGGCUGCGGUGCUCUCGCUGGUAACCCCUUCAACAUUGAUAGGGAUGCCAUCGCCAAGGAGCUGGGCUUCGAUGGUCUGAUCAUGAACUCGAUGGCUGGCGUCGGUGAUCGUGACUUCGUGGUCGAGACCAUGCAAUGGGGCACCAUGGUGAUGACUCACAUGUCUCGCUGGGCUGAGGAUCUCAUCAUCUACUCCACUGGAGAGUUUGCAUUCGUGAAGUUGGCAGACACGUACUCCAMUGGAUCAUCGCUCAUGCCACAGAAGAAGAACCCCGACUCGCUUGAGCUGAUCCGCGGCAAGUCCGGUCGCGCUUUCGGCCAAAUGGCAGGCCUCAUGAUGAGUGUCAAGGGCAUCCCAUCGACAUACAACAAGGACCUACAGGAGUCGGUCGAGCCUAUGCUAGAUCACGUCAAGACUGUUGGCGACAGUAUUCAAAUCGCAACUGGUGUGCUUUCAACCUUGGCGAUCAACCCAGAGAACAUGAUCAAGUCCCUCUCGCCUGACAUGCUAGCUACCGACCUGGCAGACUAUCUUGUCCGCAAAGGAGUGCCAUUCCGUGAGACUCAUCACAUCUCUGGUCGUGUUGUGGCGCUGUCGGAGAAAGAGGACAAGCCAAUGGACACUUUGACUUUUGAGCAGCUGCAGAGUGUUGACAGUCGCUUUGAAAAGGACAUUCUCAAGGUCUUCGACUACCAGAAGAGUGUUGAGAUGCGCUCUGCAAAGGGAGGCACAAGCCGUAGCGCAGUGAUGGAACAGAUCGAGGCGCUCAAAAAGGUCCUCGAUGGGCACAACAUUUGA
Molecule: messenger RNA, 1410 nt
Organism: Ramularia collo-cygni
Lineage: Eukaryota; Fungi; Ascomycota; Dothideomycetes; Mycosphaerellales; Mycosphaerellaceae
Product: probable argininosuccinate lyase
Exons: 1
Coding region: 1-1410 (469 amino acids)
Cellular component (GO): cytosol
Molecular function (GO): argininosuccinate lyase activity
Source: RefSeq, a predicted model, not a curated record